Molecule: messenger RNA, 3599 nt
Organism: Hemibagrus wyckioides
Lineage: Eukaryota; Metazoa; Chordata; Actinopteri; Siluriformes; Bagridae
Exons: 2
Coding region: 1-1239 (412 amino acids)
Source: RefSeq, a predicted model, not a curated record
AUGAUUUCGAAGUGGCCAAUCCACCCGGAACCUCGUGAAAGAAGCACAAAUUGUGUGCUAUCUAUUGGAUUCUUGCAAACCUGCCAGCAAAACACGUCAUCUCUACAUACCAUUCAGCUAGCUCUCCUGUGUAAAUCAAAUGUAGUUAAGAAGCAUGGCUACUCAAAAAUACUUCACCAUCUAAUUGAAGACUUGAAAUGUCUUGAACAGCAGGGAGUAUAUGUUGAACAGCUGGGAUCUUGUGUAAGGGGAUCUGUUCUGCAUGCCCUUGCGGAUAAUCUGGGCGCCCACUCAUUAGUGGAUUUUCAGGAAAGCUUUAGAGUGAAUUUCCCAUGUAGGUUUUGUCUGGCCACAAGGGAGGGCAUUAAAGUCAAGGAAGUCAGGUCAGGGUUUUUUGAAAUGAGAACAAAAGAAAAACACCAGCAGCAUGUCCAAGAUGUUCAACAGGACAGUACUCUGACAGUGCAGUAUGGUGUGAAGAGUAGCUGUCCCUUGAGUGACAGUUUGAGACACUUUCAUGCAAUUGGUGGUUUCCCUCCAGAUCUGUUGCAUGAUCUGUUAGAGGGCAUUGUCCCUGUACAGAUGGCAUUGUGUUUACAGGAUUUAAUUGGCAAACAUUACUUUUCCCUGGAGUCCUUAAGUGGUGCCAUCAAACAAUUCCCAUACAAAUUUUCAGAUAGGCCUGACCAGCCACAGCCUAUUCAACAACUGUUUGCAACCAAGAAAACAAUAGGAGGAAAUGGCCAUGAGAAUUGGGCCCUUUUGAGACUCCUCCCACUCUUGAUUGGCCAUAACGUGGGAGAGAAUGAACAUACCUGGGAAGUGCUGAUGUUGCUAAAAGACGUUGUUGAAUUGAGUAUGUCUGUCCAAUUUACUGAUGACACAGUGGAGUUUUUGAAUUGCAAGAUCUCUGAACACAGAGCUUUGCUUCAAAAAGUGUUUCCAAACUUUGUUCUGCGUCCAAAGCAUCACUACAUAGAGCACUAUCCUCAGUUAAUCAGAAUGUACGGGCCACUGAGAAAUCUUUGGACAAUGAGAUUUGAAGGGAAACAUAAGUUUUUUAAGAGAGUUAUCCGGCAUGCACAAAACUUUAAAAAUGUUCCCCUAAUGCUGGACAAGAAGCAUCAAAUGACAAUGGCCUAUCACAUGGAUGGAAGUUCCAUUUUCAAACCAGGCAUACAAAUGGAUAGGGUCAGUAGUUCACUUGUAACAGCCUUCCCUGAGAAUAUUUGCGUCUGAGGAGUCCUAAUUGCAGCACAGUGCUUGUUUCACCCAGUGUUACCAUUGAUGGCAUUAAGUAUUGCCCAGACAUGGUGGUUUCAGUUGGAUCUUGUUCAGGUUUGCCAGAAUUCGUGCAGAUUGAAAAGGUUUUGGCCAUCAAUACUGACAAAAUAUUCCUUUGUAAACCCCAGACGGCUUGGUACGUUGAGCAUUUGCGCUGUUAUGAGUUAUGCAGUUUGCAUUCACUGCAAGUUAUUCUGCCGUCAGAACUAAACAACCCCUUCCCAUUGGCAGCAUAUAUUGUGCGAGGCCAGUUCUUUGUCACAUUGAAGCAUUACAUCUGCUGCUAAAUUACAUGCAUGUGUUUAUCAUUAUUGUUUCUGUAUUUAUAUUAUCUUAUUUUAUAUUGUUUUUCUUUAGAAUUUCACGUAGCCAUGAUACUUCGCGUUAUUGUGCAUGAUGGUGACAUCCGAAAAGUAGUUAUUCCCGAAAAACCAGCCGAUGUUGAUGCCUUGAAGCACAUGCUACAGGAGAAGCUGCAUAUACUCUAUAUACUAUAUAGACACUAUACACUAUACUAUAUAGCUCUCAUAUACUUUCCACGUUCAAUAUGAAGACCCUGAUUUUAAUAAUGCAUUAUGCAAUGUCGAUGAUUUGCCAGAAAGGGUGACAUUAAAAAUAAUUCCUCUAUCCACAUCUCCAUCUUCAAGUCAGGGAAACAUUGUCAUUCUCUCAGGUUCUGAUGCAUCAGAGCAGUUAUCUGCAGAACGACAGAGUGAGUGGCCCGAGGAUUUUGAAAUCCCCAAAUGUUCUGUUAACGUUGAAUAUCGUCUUCGUCAAGGAAACCUCGCUUUUAUGAAAGAUGGAACUUAUCUUAAUGUUGGAAGAGACAGAAAACAUGAUAUACUGGAAAGUCUUGCAGGGAUUAUGUACAAUUUUAAGGCAUAUCCAAGAGAUGAAGAUUUUGCCCAAGUUGCAGCAGUGCUUAUCAGAGCACACCCAUGUUUGACCGAACCAGGCUCCUCAACAGGCUCAGCUGGUUGGAAAAACAGCCUGAAGUUUAAAAUAGCAAACAAAACUGUGUAAAUCUGGCUGUAGUGAUGUUGCUGUUGAGGGAAAGAUAGGAAGGGGAGGAAAGGCAUUAAAAAACCUAGACGGUUUGAAACAAAUUUCUUGCCAAAGUUUCUCAAUGGGGAGUGUGGGAAAUAAUUUUAUAGUCUGAAGUGUGUAUGUAUGGAAUUUUUGUUUGAUGUUGUGUAAAAUAAUCAGGGGCCAGCAUGACUGAGUUUUCAGGUAAAGUUUAUUCAUUAGAUCGUUUGAUUCUGAGAACAAUAUAGGGUUUAAUGCGACAUGUGAGUCGGUCAUUGGCCUUGCAUGUAGUCUGCAAGGGCUUCAGAGAAUGAGCAGCCGUAUCAGUGAUGUCAGUCUGGCAGGCUUUCUCAGCGGUAGCAGGCUUGCCAACUUUGGGCCAGUCAAUAUUAGACCUGUACUUCAGGUCAUCAUGACCAAUCUUCACCCUGCUGGUACCUUGAGAGGCAAUGACCUCAUCAUGGAGCAAACGCAGACAUGUUGAACAGCAAUGGCAGUACCAGGUGAAAUGUCUAGAUUAAAUAUGCAGAAAAGAAAGAUAGAUGAAAAAGCAGUGAAAUGUAAAAAUGCAAUAAUAAAGAACAAAGAUGGGGGAAUCCCACUGGUGGGGGCGGAGACACCCACAUUUUUAAUAUAAUGAUUCGCGAAAGUUUAAUUAUAAUGGUAUUCGAAAAGUUACAAAGUCAAAGAUAAUGGUGUCAAAAAAGAACCUAAUGCUCCAAAAAAGAAAAUAGGUGGGACUUUCUCAGCAUAAAGCUGGUGACGUGUUACUUUUGGAAAAGAUAAGGAAAAUGACUAUUUUCAUUUUCUUAUGCAUUUUUGCAUUAGUCUUAUGCAUUUUUGCAUUAAUAUUGUUGACACUUCAGGUACUCUGGGGGUUUGGAUAGGUUUUGCAUACAAGUGUGUUUUAUGCAGUUCUUCAAGUUUUGGGCUGUUGAACAAACUUUAACAUUUUUAUAUGAGCAUAGAUUUUGCCAUUUAACAGGAAAUGACCAAAAGGAACCCCACCUCUUUGGUUGCAUGAAGAAAAAAAACAAAACAUCGGCCGUCAUUACCUCCUGAGGUUCUUUGUGAGAAGACAGCAGCAGUGGACACUGUAAUUAGCAUCAAACUGAUUUACAUCAGGAUGAGGAAUCUUCAUCUUACUUUAAUGCUCGUCGGUGUUCUUAGAGCUUCUCUGCUGGCUGGUAAGUGUAUGUUUCAUUUGAAUCAAUUUGAUGUACUUUCUAGAUCAGGGGCAUCAGCACAUGCCCAGGUCUCAUCAGCACUUUUUGAGACUUAGAAGUACC